GUGAGAAGCAUUACCCAAAAGCUUCUUCCUUUCUCACACACUCUCUCUCUGUCUCUUCUUCUUGGCUUUAGACUCAAGAUGGGUGCUGCAGCGCAGUUUAGUAAGGAGAGGGUUUUCAGAGGGUUUCUGUUUUGGUUCUGCUUUUGGGGACUGCUCUCUCUAACAUGCGCAGGGAGACUCAGUGUUUCAAAGCAGAAUCUUGAAGUGCAUAAACACUUGAAUCGAUUGAAUAAACCAGCCGUUAAGAGCAUUCAGAGUCCAGAUGGUGACAUAAUAGACUGUGUUCAUAUAUCUAAGCAACCAGCUUUUGAUCAUCCUUUCCUCAAAGAUCACAAGAUUCAGAUGAAACCUAGUUACUCUCCAGAAUCGUUGUUUGAUGAGAACAAAGUGUCUGAGAAACCAAAAGAGAGAGUCAAUCCAAUAACUCAGUUAUGGCACCAGAACGGAGUGUGUUCUGAAGGGACAAUACCAGUGAGGAGAACAAAGAAAGAGGAUGUCUUGAGGGCGAGUUCUGUUAAACGUUAUGGGAGGAAGAAGCACCGUUCUGUUCCUCUGCCCCGAUCUGCUGAUCCUGAUCUAAUCAACCAAAGUGGUCAUCAGCACGCCAUAGCAUAUGUGGAAGGAGGCAAGUUUUACGGGGCCAAGGCGACAAUAAAUGUAUGGGAACCCAAAGUGCAAAACUCUAAUGAGUUCAGCUUAUCUCAGUUAUGGAUUCUUGGAGGUUCUUUUGGUCAAGAUCUCAACAGCAUUGAAGCUGGUUGGCAGGUUAGUCCAGAUUUAUAUGGCGAUAACAACACAAGGCUUUUCACAUACUGGACGAGCGAUGCUUAUCAAGCUACUGGCUGCUACAAUCUCCUUUGUUCGGGUUUUAUACAAAUCAACAGUCAAAUAGCAAUGGGAGCCAGUAUUUCUCCUGUAUCUGGCUUCCAUAACCCACAAUAUGAUAUUAGUAUCACCAUUUGGAAGGAUCCUAAAGAAGGUCACUGGUGGAUGCAGUUUGGGGACGGGUAUGUGUUGGGAUACUGGCCAAGCUUUCUAUUCUCAUACUUAGCUGAUAGUGCAUCAAUAGUAGAAUGGGGUGGAGAAGUAGUGAACAUGGAAGAAGAUGGUCACCACACAACCACACAAAUGGGAAGCGGUCAAUUUCCUGAUGAAGGGUUCACGAAAGCGAGUUACUUCAGGAACAUUCAAGUCGUUGAUAGCUCUAACAAUCUGAAAGAACCAAAAGGUCUCAACACUUUCACUGAGAAAUCGAAUUGCUAUGAUGUUGAGGUUGGUAAGAAUGAAGAUUGGGGACAUUAUUUCUACUAUGGAGGUCCUGGAAGAAACCCUAAUUGUCAGUAGAAGAUGAACAAAAGAAAGAAGAUGAUUGAAGAUGUAGAGGAACACUUGUGCUGGAUUUUUCAUUAUUAUGUGAAGUGUGAAAAUAUCGUUUUAGUUGAUUUUUCCUUACACUUUACUAUCUGUGUUUACCUGGACACUGUUUUUUUUUU
Molecule: messenger RNA, 1493 nt
Organism: Arabidopsis arenosa
Lineage: Eukaryota; Viridiplantae; Streptophyta; Magnoliopsida; Brassicales; Brassicaceae
Source: the annotation of a GenBank genome assembly